UAUGAUUUUUUUUUUCAUCUUCUAUCCUUUAAAACAUGUCCGUUCUUCACUUCUUCAUUGCAUCUUUCCCAAUUUAUCUCCUUCUACCAAAAAAUUCCCUCUCAUGUGCAUGAUAAUCCCAAAAUCCAAGAAAAACCAAAUUCAAUUCAACCCAUAAAUCCUCAAACCCCUUUAAAAAGAUUCUGUCUUGAAGAACCCUUCUUAUGAACCCUUAAAAUCAACCAUCUUUUUUACCCCAAAUUUCCAUUGAAUUGCUUGUCUUUCUUCUUCCCAUGGCUGCAGCUGCUGCACUCAGAUCCAAACGUUACGUCGAAACAGCAUCUUUAACGGUCUCUCAAUUCAGGCACUUUCUAUCCAAUUACAUGCACUGUGGUCGCAUGGCUAGCUCCUUUCACUAUACCACCAACCGUACCAAAUGGGAGGACCACUUUGUCAACACUCCUUAUUACUUCACUUCUUUCAAGCCCCUCUCGCUUCGCGGCGAACUCGUUGAAAAGGGUUCCCAAUUUUUGGAUAUUAGGAGGAAUUCCCACGGUUUAAAUAAGGAUUUCGAUGUAGAAUUGAGAGAGAAAUUGAGUUAUGCUAAUUAUACGGUGUUGAGUUCUUAUGGGGACCCACCGGAGGUUUGGCAGCCACCUGGGGAUGGGGUUGCGAUUCGGGUUAGUGGGGUGAAUGUGGGCCGCGGUGCUGGUGGAGGUGGAGGUGGAGGUGGAGGAGGAGGGGCAACUCCGGGCUCUGGAGGCGGGUUUGGGCUGGGUUCAAAGGAUGGUUGUUGGGGGGGAUCUAAUUUGGGGCAUAAUUUUCCCACACCCAAAGAGAUUUGUAAAGGAUUGGACAGGUUUGUGAUUGGGCAGGAGAGGGCAAAAAAGGUUCUAUCAGUGGCAGUUUACAACCACUAUAUGAGAAUCUACCAUGAGUCAUUACAGAAACGGCCUGCAGGAGAUUCAGGUAGCAAUAUAGCAGAUGUACUAGAUGAUGAUACGGUGGAACUGGAGAAAAGUAACAUUCUUUUAAUGGGGCCAACAGGCUCAGGGAAAACAUUACUUGCCAAAACCUUGGCUCGCUUUGUGAAUGUUCCUUUCGUUAUUGCAGAUGCAACUACCUUGACUCAGGCAGGGUAUGUUGGUGAAGAUGUUGAAUCUAUAUUAUACAAGCUCCUCGUGGUUGCUGACUAUAAUGUUGCAGCUGCACAGCAGGGCAUUGUUUACAUUGACGAAGUUGAUAAGAUUACCAAAAAGGCUGAGAGCCUUAACAUUAGCAGGGAUGUGUCUGGGGAGGGUGUUCAGCAGGCAUUACUAAAGAUGCUAGAGGGAACAAUUGUUAAUGUUCCUGAGAAGGGAGCUAGAAAGCAUCCUAGAGGUGAAAAUAUUCAGAUUGACACAAAGGAGAUACUCUUCAUAUGCGGGGGUGCCUUUAUUGACAUAGAGAAAACAAUCUCAGAAAGACGUCAAGAUUCUUCUAUUGGUUUUGGAGCCCCAGUGCGUGCAAACAUGAGAGCAGGUGGUGUUACAAAUGCUUCUGUGGCAUCAUCUUUAAUGGAGACUGUUGAAAGUAGUGAUCUCAUUGCAUAUGGUUUGAUACCAGAAUUUGUUGGACGAUUCCCGGUUCUUGUCAGCUUAUUGGCUCUAACUGAAGAACAACUUAUUCAGGUCCUAACAGAGCCAAAAAAUGCCCUAGGCAAGCAGUACAAAAAGAUGUUCCAAAUGAAUGGCGUCAAACUGCAUAUCACAGAAAAUGCUUUGAAAUUAAUUGCCAGAAAAGCAAUAUCUAAAAAUACAGGGGCCCGGGGCUUAAGAUCCAUCUUGGAGAGUAUCUUGAUGGAUGCCAUGUAUGAGAUACCAGAUGUUCGGACUGGUGAUGAUGUAAUAGAUGCAGUAGUAGUUGAUGAGGAGGCCGUUGGAUCUGAAGGCCAUGGAAAUGGAGCUAAGAUUCUUUAUGGUAAAGGUGCAUUGGACCGUUACAUUUCACAACAAAAAUUGAAGGACUUGGAGACAACCGUAGAGGGAACCGAUGGGGAGCCCGAGGUUGAAACAGAGCUUCCUUCAGUUGUUGCCAUCAUGUGAUCAUUGUGAUGAACCUGUACAAUGUAACUUAAUUGUACAUAAUAGAUUAUACAUACAAUUACUACCAUUUUACGCAAAACAUGCAGUUUUAAUUCCACUUAGCUAGUAGCAGCAACCAACCCCAACCCCCCAAAUGGAUAUUUUGAUUGAUUUCGGUUCAUUUAUAUCAAUGAUAUUAGUGAUUGAAAAAUUCAUUGUUGUAUGAGCCGCUACAUUUUCAAGUACUAAUGGAUAAUAUUAGAAUAAAAACAUAAAAACAUAUAUUAAAAUUUCAUUAGAUUUGCAAAUUACCAUGCAUCAAGAUAUUUGAAUUCGGUCUGUUUGAUGAUUUGACAAUAAUUGAGUUGAGUUUGAAUUGUUUAUGAAUAAGAUGUAUGGAGUAAAUUGUAUGUAUAUAUAUUAAUGGUUUAUGUAUCAUGAAGCUUAUCAGUACAUAUUUAUAUUAAUUGUUGCGAGUGAAUGAAAUUGGAAGAUGCUUUUAUAUUUGC
Molecule: messenger RNA, 2551 nt
Organism: Durio zibethinus
Lineage: Eukaryota; Viridiplantae; Streptophyta; Magnoliopsida; Malvales; Malvaceae
Product: CLP protease regulatory subunit CLPX1, mitochondrial-like
Biological process (GO): protein folding
Cellular component (GO): mitochondrial matrix
Molecular function (GO): ATP-dependent protein folding chaperone; ATP binding; ATP hydrolysis activity
Source: RefSeq, a predicted model, not a curated record